Molecule: messenger RNA, 610 nt
Organism: Drosophila sulfurigaster albostrigata
Lineage: Eukaryota; Metazoa; Arthropoda; Insecta; Diptera; Drosophilidae
Exons: 1
Coding region: 259-507 (82 amino acids)
Source: RefSeq, a predicted model, not a curated record
UUCUUGUAUAUAUUGAUUUUUUUUUUAUAGAUAAAUUUGCAAUGCUGUAAUGCAAGAAAUCUGGGUAGUAUUGCCGAGGUGGCAGACAACAUUAAAUCGAAUUCAACAAAUCAACAAAAUGCCACCAUUGUUGCUGAAAGUUCGGAUAAACAAAAUAAUACCGCUGUAACCCAAUCAAAGUCAUCGGAGACAUCGCGCCCAGUGUCGAACACUGCAUUAACUCACAUCUUGCGCAAGAAACGCGAGACUGAACCCGUAAUGCCCUUCGAUUACGAUACCAUGCACUUGGGGUGCGAUAUGGAUCAGGGUGGCCUAAUCAAUAUUAUUGCCGCAUUUCCGAAUCAUUGCAUUUGGGUUUGGAACAAUCGAUUCGUGCACGAAGGUUACUAUCGCGUCUUUAAGACCUAUCAGUUAGAGGCCUUCUUCUUUGGCCAAUAUUAUGAGCGCUUACGUCGAUUCGAGGUAGAUCCGCACACCUGGGACUACAGUUCAAUUGGUAAAUGGUAAAAUUGUCUUUCUUUGCGUGGCGAAUUGAAUAAAAUUAAUUUAUUUGCCGAGCAGAUUCUGCUCAAAUCUAUCUUAAAUAAUAAAUGUAAUAUUGUUAAGGCAA